Pleuronectes platessa (European plaice) is the source of this 504-nucleotide messenger RNA. It is a transcript of the gene nrn1lb, whose product is annotated as neuritin 1-like b. The transcript has 3 exons. The record is from RefSeq and is a predicted model, not a curated record. The coding region runs from base 1 to 504 and encodes 167 amino acids. Gene Ontology annotation, cellular component: plasma membrane. Lineage: Eukaryota; Metazoa; Chordata; Actinopteri; Pleuronectiformes; Pleuronectidae. Gene Ontology annotation, biological process: nervous system development; neuron projection extension.
AUGAGGUCCCAUCAAGGCACCACGAUGCUGCUGCCCAUCGCCCUCUGCCUCGGUUUGGUCCCUGUGUGUUUCGGGGCGGCAAUUCCAAAUUCAUGUGCUUCCAUCUACAAGAGUUUUGCCCAGUGUUUACUCACACUCGGGGACAGUUUGGUGGACACACAAAAAGACCAGAGUACACAGGACAUCGAUGCAAUCUGCAGGUCCUGGAAUGCGUUCCACGAUUGUGCAAACUCAGCCCUGGCCGGCUGUCCCGGAGAGGCAGCAGCUGUCUGGGAGUCUCUAAGACAAGAGUCCAGGAAGACAGAGUUCUCUGGCAACCUCUACGACAUGUGCGCCAGUCGCACGACCCUCCCACCCAGCACUGUGCCUACAGCCCAGAGCCCCCCCACCUCCGACCAGGCUAACAAGGAGACACUGAAAGGCCGAACACACAAACACAGCCCCACCCUCAGCACGCUGCUGUUCCCUGUAUGCAGCACGCUACUAGUUCUGCUCAGGAGUUAG